This is a messenger RNA of Asparagus officinalis (garden asparagus), 2605 nucleotides long. RefSeq names its product dynamin-related protein 5A. The transcript has 8 exons. Lineage: Eukaryota; Viridiplantae; Streptophyta; Magnoliopsida; Asparagales; Asparagaceae. The coding region runs from base 139 to 2307 and encodes 722 amino acids. The record is from RefSeq and is a predicted model, not a curated record. Gene Ontology annotation, cellular component: membrane; microtubule; cytoplasm. Gene Ontology annotation, molecular function: GTP binding; GTPase activity; microtubule binding.
CCUCCAGGCUGCUGCCGUUGCUUUCCGGCAGGAGAAGCUCCGAUACCGGAGAUCGUCGCCCUCGGCGGCCAAUCCGAUGGCAAGAGCUCUCUCCUUGAGGCUCUCUUAGGGUUUCGGUUCAAUGUUCGCGAGGUCGAGAUGGGAACCCGACGCCCUCUCGUUCUUCAAAUGGUCCAUGAUCCUACGGCCCUCGAGCCCCGGUGUCGGUUCCAGGAGGAAGAUUCGGAAGAAUAUGGAAGUCCAAUGGUGCUGGCGUCUGCAAUUGCUGAUCUUAUAAGAUCCCGGACAGAGGCACACCUAAGAAAGGUCCAAGCUGCGGUCUCAGCAAAACCAAUCGUGAUGAGAGCAGAAUAUGCUCACUGUCCCAAUCUCACAAUCAUUGACACCCCCGGUUUUGUUCUUAAGGCAAAGAAGGGUGAACCAGAGAGUACACCUGAGGAAAUUUUAUCAAUGGUGAAGUCGCUAGCUAGUCCUCCACAUCGAGUUCUCUUGUUCCUCCAACAAAGUAGUGUAGAAUGGUGCUCUUCACUCUGGUUAGAUGCUAUUCGUGAGAUUGAUCCCACUUUCAAGAGGACAAUUAUCGUCAUUUCCAAGUUUGAUAACCGGCUGAAGGAGUUUACUGAAAAGUGGGAAGUGGAUAGUUAUCUUAGUGCGAGUGGUUAUCUUGGAGACAACAUACAUCCGUACUUUGUAGCUCUGCCAAAAGAUAGAGGCACAGUGUCUAAUGAGGAAUUUCGAAGGCAGAUUUCUCAAGUGGACAGUGAUGUGCUGCGUCAUCUUCGUGAAAAUAUCAAGGGAGGAUUUGCUGAAGAGAAGUUUGGUUCUUUUAUCGGUUUCAAUUGUCUCAGACAGUACUUGGAAUCAGAGCUUCAGAAAAGGUACAAAGAGGCAGCUCCAGCAACACUUGCCUUGCUAGAUCAGCGUUGCGGUGAAGUCUCCAGUGAGUUGGCUCGGAUGGAAUCAAAGAUACAGGCCACUUCUGAUGUUUCUCAUCUUCGAAGAUCUGCCAUUCUAUAUACUGCUUCUAUUUGCAGUCAUGUGGAAGCUUUGAUUGAUGGGUCGGCAGAUCCUGCUCCUGAACAAUGGGGCAGAACUACUGAUGAAGAACGGUCAGAAAGCAAUAUAGGGAGCUGGCCCGGUGUAACAGUUGCUGUGAAGCCACCAAACUAUUCCCUUAAGCUUUACGGCGGAGCUGCAUUUGAGAGAGUAAUGCAUGAAUUUCGCUGUGCUGCAUAUUCAAUUGAAUGCCCACAAGUCUCAAGGGAAAAGGUUGCGAAUAUUCUACUUGCGCAUGCUUGUAGAGGCGGAGGUAGGGGAAUAUCGGAGGCUGCUGCUGAGAUAGCACGUGCAGCUGCACGGUCAUGGAUUGCUCCUCUGCUCGAUACUGCCAUUGAGCGGCUUUCUUUUGUUUUGAAAAGUCUGUUUGAUCUGGCUAUGGAGCGAAACCGCAGCCAUGACUCAGAUUAUCGGAGGAAAAAUGGAGACAUGGAUGGAUACAUUGGUUUUCAUGCUGCUAUAAGGGGCUCCUAUAAUAACUUUAUUCGUGACCUCUCCAAGCAGUGCAAGGAACUGGUUCGUCAUCACCUUGAUUCAGUGACAAGUCCCUAUUCGCAAGUUUGCUAUGAAUAUGAUCUUGUCGGUUUUGCUAGAGGCAGUCAGCUUCCAACCACCAAGUUUUCUCUUGAUCUAUCAGAAUGUGGAACGUUCCAAGAUCAAAACCUAGACACUGAUCAGGAGAAUAUACCCCCAAAAGAUCAGCAACAAACAACACCUGGAAAAGGAACUGAGCACAGAGAAGCUCUCAGAGAAAGCCAAUUGACAGUUCCCGAGACGCCAUCCCCUGAUCAACCAAGUGACCUUAGUUUUGGGGUUAAGAAAAAAGAAAAUGGCGUAGACAUGGGAGCAAGAAAACGGCAUUCAAGAGUCUUAACCAAUGGAAGAAACUCUACCCAAAACCAAAAUGGAGGUCUUCUAUUUCGUGCAAGUGAAUUGGGGACGAGACCAGUGUCAUCGUACUCAGAUAUAUGCUCGUUAGCUGCUCAACAUUUUGCAAGGAUUCGAGAAGUUUUGAUUGAGAGAAAUGUUCCUUCCGCCUUGAACUCUGGAUUCCUAACUCCAUGCCGAGAGAGACUGGUUGUUGCACUUGCAUUAGAUCUUUUUGCGGUGAAUGAUGAAAAAUUCAUGGAUAUGUUUGUUGCACCCGGGGCAAUCGAUAUCCUUCAUAGCGAGCGUCAGUCCCUCCAGAAGCGUCAAAAGAUUUUGCAAUCUUGUCUGAAUGAAUUCAAAAACAUAGCUCGGGCACUUUGAAGUAGAUUGCAGCGAAAUGACUUAAAGAGUUCAGUGGAUAUUGCGAUCUCAUAUUUUCGGUAAGCAGAGCAAUUUAUAAAAGAAAGCGCGCCCUUCGCUGUUUCUGCCUGUAAUGUCCUUUGUGUUCAUUUUAAUCCUGAGAAGGUAUAUUCUCAUUUAUUGCUGUCAGUCUCAUCCUUGGAGACUGUUCAACCUUCUUGUAACAAUUCUGAUGUAUGUGCUUCAUACAUUUUCUUCCAUCAAGUCGGAUGCAUUCAAUCAUUCCCUUUAUCUUAAUAAAUCAUGAAUAUUUCACAUU